CGCUAAUGGAACUUGAAAGAAUGACUCGGAAAAAGGAAGAAGGGGCAGUGGUGGCACUUCCGGGCGGGCUGAUUUAAAAUUAACAAGAUGGAUUUGUUAAAUGCGCUGCAAUUCCUGAACUUGAACCAAAUCCCCCAAGACUGGGUGGAUGCUGUGUGGGACUUGGAGUUCACAGAGAGGAAACCAAUAGAAGACAUCAUAGAGGACAAACUCCGAGCUGGUGGAGAGAAGUCCUUCAGAAGCCUGUACUACUCUUUACUGGAUCAUGCUGCAGAACAGCAACAGUCUGCUGGCAGGGAUGGAGCUUCACAGGGUGUCUGGGUGAUCCUCGGAGAAAAUGGGGUGUCUCUGAAGUCUCUGGUGGCUGUGCUGUCCCACUUCGUCCUUGCAGUGAGAGCCAAAGGGGCCAGCGUACAGCAGAGGGUUUGUGGACUCUAUGCAGCCUCUGUCUACCUGCUGCUACUGGGGAUCCCAGGAAGCAUUGCCAACAAGGUUUUCCACGAGGUUUUGUUGGACACAUGUUCUGACCUGACUACACACUGCUGGCCUCAGGAGUCUGGGAGGAAGCGCAAGAAGGACUGCCUGAAAAGUUCCCAAGCUGACGGCAAACGCUCCAAACCACAGCGGAGAGAUGCUCCAGAGACGGAAAUGGAUGAAGAAGAGGAGGAAGAAGAGCUACAGUUCUCUGGCCAGGACCUGAUAAAGAUCAGAGAUGCUAUUGCUCACUUGGUUCAAAGUCUUCUCCACCUCCUUCAAACAUUUCCACUCAAAGACAGACCACACAUUGCCAGCAACUGUGCCCAGAUCUUCAGUAAGCUACUUUACUUUGAACUUGUGUUGGGGGAGCUGACCUUUGCUGCUCCACGGGACGUCUCCGAGCUCAGGAGUGUCCCGGAGAUGGCUUUCUAUGGCCUAAAACUUCUCUGCUCACCAAAACAUGGAGACCAGAAAGAGUCCCUGCGGAGGAUCUUCCAUCGGCUGCUCUAUGUCAUCCUGAUGAUGAAUAAAGACCACAGUGGGAAGCCUUCCCUUCUCGUCCCUAACCAAGCCAUCCUCACAACCCGUGAUCAGGCCGUACACUUUGUUUGUCAUUUAGUGGAUGAGCUAAAAGAGCUGGCUUUACCUUUCCUUCAAAUCCUCCUGCAGCAUAUUUGUUUCCAGAUGGUGGAGAAGAGUGAGUACCGCAACCAUGGAGCUCAGGCUGUGGGUAUGCUAACAUCUCAUAUGGCCAGUACGGACUAUGCCCACUUCAUUAAGUGGCUCUUUAACUUCUCUGGUCAUUCAAAGAUGGUGCACCGGCUGUUCUCCGUGGAUGUGGUGAUGGUUUUGUUGGAGCAUCCGGAGAGAAGUUUGGAUGAAUGUCAGGAUCUUGAAAGUGCCAGGUUCUUGCCACACAAGUUCCUGAUCCAGGACCUGUUGUUUGCUCGACGAAUGGACAUAUCACCCACCGUCCAGGGUCAUGCACUUUCCUGCCUGGCUCAGUGUUUGGAGCUGCCCUCCCUCAAUGUCACCAGGGCCAUCCACAACCUCUUCUCUGCCACCGGGGCACAGACAGUGCUGGAGGAGGAUCUCACAGCAGGAUCUUCUAGUUCCCAGAAAACCUAUCGGACUCUUCCAUUCAAGACAGUAGAGCUCAGUAUUGCUGACAGCUCUAGCUGUGAUGCUAAAGAGAACCUGGCUCUUCUCCUGCGCCGUAUCAGAGACUCAAAGACUAAUGUGAGGAAAGCAGCUCUGCAGGCUUUGGUGGGUCUCCUGAAACAUAGCGUAAUUCCCACAACCUGGGAGAAUCUGGAAACUCUGUCGGAGCGCAGCAGAGACCCAGCUGUCUCUGUGAAGAAGAAGGCCUUACAGUGCCUUGGAGAAAUUCUCGCUGCUAAACCGAAGGACAUUGUAGUCCAGAAGGCGUGGCUGCACGGUGUGGUCCCAGCUGUGGUAGAUUCUGAGAACUCUGUACAGGACAAGGCCUUGGAGGUUCUUGACCAGGUGCUGCUCAGUCAGGUGAAGCCUGAGAAUCACCACUUGGAUGACAGUCAGAAGCUGGCUUGGGACCUGCUUGACCUGCUGUGUAACGAGUGCCAGGACAUUAGCCGAUAUUUCAGCAGGGCCUUCCCCAUCUGGUCCAAAGAGAACAAGUUCUCCCCAACGUUCAUCUCUAAUCUGAUAUCCCACACUGAGACAGACCAUGCUGCAGGGGCCUGGCUGCUGCUCUCCAAGGUUGUCGCCUCAGUGUCCAAAGUACCAUAUGGCAAAAUCCUGGAUGCCUGGGACACCAUGGUCAGAUCCAAAAGUGUGAAUGUGACCAACUGCUGUCACAUCCUUUCUGUUAUUGGAGACAUUGCCUCUCAUUUGAAUGAGGACACCAAGGACAGGAUAGUUGUUGACCUGAUGUCUUGGCUGAAGACUUCUAGUUUGUCUUUGGAGGUGAUCAGUGCUGCUACGCAGUCACUUUAUCAGCUUGGUUGUAGUGAUGACAUCAAACGAACUCAGGCUUUCUUGAACCAGCACUGUGGUGAGCUGGUGUCAGUCUGUGAGGCUUAUUUAACCAGCAUUAUUCUCACCGAGAAUGGAACCCAGAACCUCAAUGAGGACCUGAUGAUAAAGCACCUCCACACUCUGGGCGUGGCCUCUCUUCACUGUCCAGCAAAGGUUGGUAGGAGGACAGUCCUGCUGGUGGAGUCUGUCCUAACGUCACAUUCUGAGAAGCUGGCAGACUGUCAGGAGGAGCUGCCAGCAUCACUUCCUUUGUCUCACUUCAGAGAAAACUCUCUGCCUGCCAGAAUUAAAGCCCAUGGAGCGAUUGCUUUAGGGAAGCUGUGUCUGCAGCAUGAAGAACUGGUCCAGAAAUACCUGCCAGUGUUUGCCAGAGAGCUGGAGGUCAGCACAGAGGUUGCAGUGCGCAACAACAUUGUGGUGAUAAUGUGCGAUCUGUGUGUUCGCUACACCAACAUCGUGGAUCACUACAUCCCUAACAUCUCUGCCUGUCUGCGAGACGAUGAAGCUGUCAUCAGGGAGCAGACUCUCAUCAUGCUGACCAACCUACUUCAGGAGGAAUUUGUGAAAUGGAAGGGCUCCCUCUUCUUUCGCUUUAUGAUGGCACUGGUUGAUCCAGUUCCGGCCAUUGCCAGUUUGUGUGAAUACUGCCUGCUCCACCGUCUGCUCAAGAAGAACCCUGAGAUGUUCAACCAGCACUUUAUUGAGUGUAUUUUCCACUUCAACUCGUACAGCAAACACAAGUCAUACAACAAGUUUCCUCAAAGUGAGAGAGAAAAAGUUCAGUUCUCCCUGAAGGGAGCUCAGCACAAGGAGAAGCGCUUUAGGAUCUAUCGCUUCCUGUUGGAACACUUCACAGAUGCCCAGCGCUUUAACACCACCAGCAAGAUCAAUCAGACCAUCUUAGCAUGCUUCGCAGACGAGGAGCUGCCUCUGGAUGCAGAUGGUGCUGAAAUCUUGUCAGAGACCUUCAAUGUGUUGAGUCUCAAAGAACUGAAGCUGCAGGCAAUUUCAGCACCGGCAGGGGGAGCUGGAGGUGAGGAGCCAGAGGAGGAGAAUGUGGCCACCAUGACCAAGGUUGUCCUGCAGGUGGCGCAGAAGAAGGUGGUGUCACAGGUCCAGAAAAAGGCUUUGAUUGAAAACACAGUUCCUCUAAUUAUCAGCCUAAAGAGCCUUCUGGAGCAGAAACGAUCCCCUGUCCUCAAAGAGCUUAUGGGCUAUCUCCAGGUAAUGAUGCAGGACUAUCGUAGCGAGGUGAAGGAGUUUUUUGCUGGAGAUGCACAGCUGGCAGCUGAAGUUGAGUUUGCACUGAAGACAGCAGAAAAGAAAAGGGAGAUGCAGGAACAGAUGCAAAACUGCAGCCUGACGUCAGAUGCCCAAACACCUGCUGCAAAGAAUUUGGAACAGAGGUCUCCUGCUAAGAGACCCCUCCUGCCUUUUAACUUUGCCACACCACAGCCACCUCAUCCUAGCACCACCUUAUCCAGACUGGCCCUGACUGACAGGCGUUUGUGCCCAUCCAGGCAGGAGGAACAGAGUCGCUCGAAGUCUAUGACUCUGGAAAAAACGGCUAUAGUUAAAAGAGGGGUUAACGACAGAGCCUUCAGCACCCCAAAAGGUUUCAACAUCAGCCUCACAUUUAACGAAGGACUAAGUGCGAUCUUUAGUGACCAAGGAGCAAGUCUUAGCAGAGAGUCCAGUGUUCUGCAUGUGAGAUCAAAUGAACAACCAGCUCCUGGGCCAAGGCGCUGGAACGUACUCUCCCCUCUUCGCCAUAGUAAAACAUCAUCUAGAGUGUAGAUGUUACGCCUCAUCUGGCUAUUUCUUUGUGUAUUCCAUCCUGUAGUUAAUAUUUAUCUCUUCCUGUUUCCAGUCUCUCUAUGCUGCAAUAUUUCCCUUGCAUGUUUCUCUCACUUUUCUUUUUAUGUUUGAUAAUAAAGGAGAUCUAAAGAGGUUUUUCA
Molecule: messenger RNA, 4451 nt
Organism: Girardinichthys multiradiatus
Lineage: Eukaryota; Metazoa; Chordata; Actinopteri; Cyprinodontiformes; Goodeidae
Gene: ncapd3
Product: non-SMC condensin II complex, subunit D3
Exons: 35
Coding region: 88-4290 (1400 amino acids)
Biological process (GO): meiotic chromosome condensation; mitotic chromosome condensation
Cellular component (GO): condensed chromosome, centromeric region; condensin complex
Molecular function (GO): histone binding
Source: RefSeq, a predicted model, not a curated record